AUGAGACUCGUCCCAGUGUUGCCUGUAAUAUCUUCACUUACUGAGCCCUUCUCUGUGUGGUGUUCAGCGAUUGGUCGGCGAGGUAGCGAGAACACAAUCCAGUGCCGUCCUGCCGUCACGUUGCGAGGCUGUGCUGGCUCUCCAUUUCUUCCUCAAGGUUGCAGGUUCAGGUUCCAGGUUCCAGGUUCCAUAAUCCUUGCCGGCUCCCGCAGCACGCAGCCUGGCCGUCACCUGCCGCUCAUAAGCGCCGCGCCUCGCCGCGCCGCCACCCUCCGACCUGAGCUGGAACAGGGUUGGGUGGAGAGAAGCCACAGAGGAUUCUGGGGCAACUUGAGACCCGAUGAGUUGAUUCCCGAGCCGAUCUUGGACGACCCUCGCAUUUCACCUGAAGUCACCUGGCAGGCUCAUUCACUUCGAGGUGCCCCAACAGCCGGUAACGCGGUGGCGGCCGCAGCCUUCCCUUGGGUGCUGUAUGAUCGUCUCUGUGCUUAUCCCGGGUUACUUUUUCCGUGUUUGCGGAUGUAAGGGGACUUCGUUCAGGGAUAAAGAGGGGAAGAGAGGCACGGUAGACGGUGUGAAGUGGGUGGUACAGCGCUGGGUGAGGCUCCAGUGACUCCCGGCUUGAUUGUGUACGUGUGGUGUGGCGGUGUGUGGAGGUGGAUGUGUCUACUGAGGGAGAAUGGCCUGUACAUGUGGUGUGGCGGUGGAUCUUUUUGUAUGUGCUGUUAUAAUGGGUCAGGUGCUGAGGUGACCGGUUCAUGCGGUGCCAGUAAUGUACUGUAAUUUUGGGGGCAGAUUCUAUUGUGAAAUUUCUUCUGAGUUGUGCUGGUGUCAGUGUUUGUGAUUAUAAUUAUUGGAACCAAUACAUGUACAAUAGUUAUACGUUGUUGUGAACUAUCCUUGCGUCCUGGUGCAAGUGUAAGAACCUAGCUACACGCCGAUCUGUCUUGAGGAUCAUCUCACCUGACGCCUAUAUGACUGGAGUACCAUCCGCCCCAGUACCAGGUGACUAGCUCCCGGUAAAAAUACACAAUUUUGCUCUCUUUACUGU
This is a messenger RNA of Scylla paramamosain (green mud crab), 1051 nucleotides long. RefSeq lists its product as uncharacterized. The coding region runs from base 1 to 525 and encodes 174 amino acids. Lineage: Eukaryota; Metazoa; Arthropoda; Malacostraca; Decapoda; Portunidae. The transcript is spliced from 6 exons. The record is from RefSeq and is a predicted model, not a curated record.